This is a messenger RNA of Centropristis striata (black sea bass), 2777 nucleotides long. RefSeq names its product UPF0450 protein C17orf58 homolog. The transcript has 5 exons. The coding region runs from base 47 to 1249 and encodes 400 amino acids. Gene Ontology annotation, molecular function: protein binding. Lineage: Eukaryota; Metazoa; Chordata; Actinopteri; Perciformes; Serranidae. The record is from RefSeq and is a predicted model, not a curated record.
CCUCUCUGUAGCAGACCUUAAAGUGUGUCCACACUGAACAUCCAGGAUGACAGGGAUUAUUCUGUUUCUCUUGUUUCUGGGGUUUCCUCUUUACAAGACAGAGGAUCAUGUUGUCAAUGAGCUGUACACCCUGAUAGAAAAGGGUCAAACCACCUUUGUGGAUCCAGCUCCGAGCAACCAGACCCGGAUGGUGAUUAAAGAGCCCUCCCUGCCCAUCAACGAGCUUCUGGAGAAGAGCAGCAAGACCAGCGAGUCCAAAUUCACACUCCAUCCUCUCCCCUCUGCUGUUUGGCCAAAGCACAGUGAUCUGGCCCCCAUCCCUCGCCACCAUGGCCCCCACAACAAGAGCAAAAAGGGCCACAAGAGCGACCGUCUGGUGGAGCACAACAGCGAGAAAACCAGAGGAGAAGCUGCUGGUUUGCUUCCCAAAACCCCGCUGACAGGAGCUACAGCUGCUGUCACCAACCGCACCGUGCAGAAAACCAACCAGGACAUCCAGUCCAACGCCAGUCCUCCUCAGCAGGGUGAACCAGACGGACACCCCAACUCCAAACCCAGGGGCGCACCCCACACGCAGCCCCAGGCUCAGCCACACCAACCAGCCCCCUCGCCGCGCAGAGAUCCCCCCAACCGCCGGCUGGAUCAAGAGGAGAACCGGCCGGGGAAGUCCAGUCUGUAUCAGUCAGGUAUCGGUGCUGCGACCCGGAACAACAGCCGCCCGCCUGUCGUUUUGAACCGGCGCUCCUCCAGCCUGCUGUAUCACUUUGACAUCCUGAGGCGAGAGUCGGACUUCACACAUGACGCCUUCUGCAUGAGCGAGUGCAGGAAGGAGAAGGAGGAGAGAGAGUAUUACUGCUACAGUGAGUUUGCUGUCAAUGGGAUUGUUCACGACAUCGAUGUGGUGCGUAAAGGAAUACGCCUCAUUACACUGAUGGUGAGCAGUGACGGCUUCUACAAGAUGAGUCGUCUCUACGUGACGCCAGACAGCUUUUUCUUCAAGGUUCGCCUUCUGGUCCUGGACACCUACAAGUGCAGCAAGCCCUGCCCUGACAUCAAACUUGGGACCAGAUACAUUGUAAUGGGUCAGAUCUACCACCGGAGGCGCCACCUUCCCAGUGACCUCCUAAACCUUCUGGGGGGUAAACUGAAGCCUGGAGACGGCCUCCUGCGAAGCAACAACUACGUUAAGAGAUUCAACAAACGGAGGCACCAGAAAGCACUGGAGGCCACCCGCGCCAGGUGUAGGUGAACCAACGAUAAGACUAUCGCCCCCUGCUGCAGGGGAAGAGACAUUGCAGCUACCAAAACUGAUCAUAACUAACCCCUCAGUAUUGUGCAAGACAGAAGACAUUUCUCAGAAGGAAGGCAUGGAUUUAUUUUCAUAUGGACUGCUACGAUGUAUCCUAAUCCUGGUUCGCCUUUUUUUUUACUCCUUUGUAAAGUUCCUGAAGUUCUGACUUGUGGUGUCUUUGAUAGAAAACACAAGCAGCUUCAAUUAAACAGAUUUUUUGACGGUCAUUUUGUGACAUUUGGGGCAUCAAACAACUUUUAUUUUCUUAAAACAGCAAAUCCACUCAAACUCCUCAUUCAUUCAUGGCUGGUUCAUGAAGUCCAUUCAAAAUGUCAAAAAGGUAUAAUAUUAGCUCACUUUUAAAGGUACUAUGUGCAACUUUCAGAAAAUCGACAUGAGCUAGCACCCUGGGCAUUGUAAUCUUACCUGUCCAAUAGGAAGAAUGCCAUCUCAGGCUCGAUUUGAUCCACAAAACUAAACGAAGAUCACUAAAUGAACGCCCUGCUGAUGCUAUCCCGAGUUUCCCCCCAAUGUUGGUUUGGUCAACGUACUUUAUGGCAGGUGCUGGUUGUUUGUUGACGUAAGAGGACUCCAUUUCUAUUUGAACUACUUUUAGAGAAUGUAGAGAUAGUGGUACGACAUUCAUGUACAGCCAUAUGAUUAAAAAAAACUCCAUUAUAUCGACAACAAAUAAUGAAAGACACAUAACUUCCUUCUCAAGCGAACGUUAGCUAAUCUGCACACAGUGAAAGUCACAUACUGUUGAUUUUACUUGCAGAAAUGUACAUAACAAACAGUCCACAGGCCGUGAUAAGCAAAGUCAGGGAAAGUCUCGGUUUUUGGGUUACAUAGUAAUCUCUUAACACAUUCAAGGACAAAUUAUUUCAUGUCAGUUGUUUCAUAUAGUACCUUUAAAGGGAAAUUUGGCUCAAAGAAUGGGUUUAUUUUAUCAUCUUUCACCAGUAGUGUUUCUGUUUUAUUUAUGUGUGUUUAAUGAGACAAUAUUUGAGCUGAGAGAGAAACAGUAAGAUCCAGCCUCUUUAUUAUCAUUAUAAUUUGACCACACAUAUGAACAUGCAUAUAGAUUAGAUUAUUGGUUAAAUAUUGUUUUUUCCAGCUGUCGCAGUAGCUUUUCAAGGCAUGCUACCAUAAAAAAACAAAAACUUUUACACGAUAUUGGAGAUAAACUUAUUUUCAGUACAAACAUACUAGCUUUUCAAAAUAAUGGCAGUUACUUUGUACAUUUUAGGACAUGUAUGAACCUUGGAUCUCACAACAUUUUAAUCAUGUUGAUACCUUUGAUGAAUGGAUGAUGCUUUUAAAUUCAUAUGAAAGCAAAAGGCUGUACUUCACUGAAUAAUAUUGUUUUGUAACAUUCAGUCCCAUGCAUGUUGUCACUGUGGUUGUUAUUGGUGAGCAGGAAAUGCACAAUUAUUGUUACAAGGACCAAAGGGAGGGAAUGAAGGGCCUGAAAAAGCAGCGACAA